AUGGUGGCUGGUAGAGAGCUUAGUAGCCCCUCGGGACUUGGAGCUACGGUGGUAAUAGAUAGUGAUCGUAAUCCAUUUCUCCAGUGGUUAACCGGUCUGCUCGGUACGGCCACGACCACGCAAGCCCCGCAACUAACCCCACCGGCAAACUGUUCCGAGUGCAAAUGCGGCCGAACCAAUCAGGUCACGCGGAUAGUGGGAGGAACGGAAACCCGCGUCAACCAGUACCCUUGGAUGGUUAUACUGCAGUAUGGCACUACCUUCUACUGCGGAGGAUCCUUGAUUUCCGAUCGACAUGUACUGACGGCAGCGCAUUGCGUACAUGGAUUUAAUCCGGCCAAGAUUAGUGCCGUCCUGCUUGACCAUGAUCGGUCCAGUUCGACGGAAACUGAAACCAUUACAUGCAAGGUUGAGCGAGUCAUAAAACACAAUGGGUACAAUCCAAGCAACUACAACAGUGACAUCGCUAUCUUAAAACUGGAUCGGGUGUUAAAUUUUGACCAGAAAUUGCGACCGGUUUGUUUGCCAUCGCCGAAGAAAACGUUCACAGGCUAUGAGGGAAUUGUGACCGGCUGGGGUGCCACCAAGGAAAAUGGCCAGAUAGCAGUCAACCUGCAAGAAGUUUCGGUACCCAUCAUGUCCAAUGCGGAUUGUCGGAAGAGUGGUUACGGAGAAAAGCGAAUCACCGACAAUAUGCUCUGCGCGGGGCUUCCCGAUGGUAAGAAGGACUCCUGUCAGGGGGAUAGCGGGGGACCGUUGCAUGUCAUUAACAAAGACUACCCAGCGGAACAAAUUCAUCAAAAUGCGGGAAUUGUUUCGUGGGGUGAGGGCUGUGCAAAACCAAAUUACCCAGGAGUGUACACAAGAGUAAAUCGCUUCCGAACGUGGAUUAUGACCAACACCAUGGAUGCUUGCUAUUGCUCAGAGGAUUGA
Messenger RNA from Sabethes cyaneus, 933 nucleotides. RefSeq names its product trypsin-1-like. The transcript has 4 exons. The record is from RefSeq and is a predicted model, not a curated record. Gene Ontology annotation, biological process: proteolysis. The coding region runs from base 1 to 933 and encodes 310 amino acids. Gene Ontology annotation, molecular function: serine-type endopeptidase activity. Lineage: Eukaryota; Metazoa; Arthropoda; Insecta; Diptera; Culicidae.